Molecule: messenger RNA, 2841 nt
Organism: Penicillium brevicompactum
Lineage: Eukaryota; Fungi; Ascomycota; Eurotiomycetes; Eurotiales; Aspergillaceae
Product: putative C6 transcription factor
Exons: 1
Coding region: 1-2841 (946 amino acids)
Biological process (GO): DNA-templated transcription; regulation of DNA-templated transcription
Cellular component (GO): nucleus
Molecular function (GO): zinc ion binding; DNA-binding transcription factor activity, RNA polymerase II-specific; DNA binding
Source: RefSeq, a predicted model, not a curated record
AUGAUCCAACCGGAGGAUGAGUCGCCAUUGAGAACCUCUCCGGGUUUCAGUCUCGGCCAAGAGGAGGCCGCAGCAGCUCUCGAAGACUUCGAUACGCAAAGCCAUGCAAGUUCCCGCGACCCCGGUAGCACACAACCCGCCGACCCCGCGCUAGCGGAGAACGCUGGGCUAGACGCCCACCGCGACGAUAUCGGCGAUCCGUCCAAUUUCGACAACGACGCCGAUAAGCCGGCCUGGAGCGAAAUGAAGACCAAGGCUGGAAAGGAGAGGAAGCGCUUGCCUCUGGCUUGUAUCGCGUGCCGCCGCAAGAAAAUUCGUUGCUCCGGCGAGAAGCCGGCAUGCAAACAUUGCACCCGGUCUAGGAUUCCGUGUGUCUACAAGGUGACCACGAGGAAGGCGGCACCUCGCACGGACUAUAUGGCUAUGUUGGACAAACGUUUGAAGAGGAUGGAAGAUCGCGUGAUCAAAACAAUACCCAAGGAGGAAACAAGAGACAUGGCUUCCAUUGGCAGAUCGACCGUGAAACCUUCUACGACUAGCCAGCCAUCAAAAGCCCAGAAAAAGCGAUCUGCAGAUGAGGCGUUUGCUGCAGAAAUGGACGGGUGGACACAUGCGGAUCGCCAGGCGGCCCAGGAGGCAUUCCCGAUGAACCGCGAAGUCAAGUCUACCGAUGGGAGUGGGCUUUUGACCGAGGGAGCUGAGUUCCUGCCUUCGCUGGAAAUUCAAGAGCACCUUGCGGAGGUGUUUUUCGAUUGUGUCUAUGGGCAGUCAUAUCUUCUUCUUCACAAACCUAGUUUCAUGCGACGCCUCAAAGCAGGCACGGUACCCCCUGUCUUGAUUCUCGCCGUUUGCGCGGUGUCUGCACGAUUCUCCACACACCCUCUGCUCAAUUCUGAGCCACAGUUCCUACGUGGAGAGAACUGGGCCAAUCCUGCAGCGGCCAUUGCUCUGAGCCGGCACGACGAACCGAACAUCACCAUUUUGACCGUGUUCCUGCUUCUUGGUCUGCAUGAAUUUGGGACCUGCCAUGGUGGACGUAGCUGGUCUUUUGGAGGCCAGGCACUCAGGAUGGCAUAUGCUUUGCAGCUUCAUCAAGAACUCGAUCAAGACCCGUUGCUCAGUCAGAAAUCCGGCAACGGCUCACAGCUGAGCUUCACUGAUCAGGAAAUUCGCCGGCGCACUAUGUGGGCAUGCUACUUGAUGGAUCGUUAUAACUCGUCGGGAAGUCAGCGACCGCCGAUUGGAAAUGAAAAGUUCCUACAGAUCCAACUUCCUAUACAGGAAACCCACUUUCAAAUGGAGAUUCCGGGUCCUACUGAAGACCUGGACGGUGAUGUCCUCAACCCCACGUCUGAGGAUUCAGGCCAGCUAUCCAAUGUAAAGGAUAACAUGGGCGUCUCAGCGUACAUCAUCCGAGCAAUCGUCAUUUGGGGACGUAUCGUUGACUAUCUCAACCUCGGCGGUAAAAGAAAAGAUUCACAUCCCCUUUGGCACCCAGACUCAGGUUACAGUCACCUCAAGAGGCAGAUCGAUGAAUUUUCUGCCUCCCUUCCGGCUCCUUUUACAUUCACCUAUGAGAAUUUACAGAUCCAUGCCGCAGAGAAGAUCGCCAACCAGUUCCUGUUCCUUCAUAUAAUCAUACACCAAAACAUGCUGUUUUUGAAUCAGUUCGCCAUUCCUCUGUCUCCGGGAGGACGCCCACCACGAGACAUGCCAAAGCCAUUCCUCAGCAAUGCGGGUCGAGCCGCAGUGGAAGCAGCGCAUCACAUAUCGGUGCUUUUUGAUCGCGCUUCCGCCUAUCCUCUCACUGUUCCCUUCGCUGGGUAUUGUGCUUACUCUGCCAGCACUGUCCACAUUUGGGGUAUCUUCUCCAAGAACCCACAAUUGGAGGCACGCUCUAAAGAGAAUCUCCGACACACCUACCGCUAUCUUAAUAAGAUGAAGAAGUAUUGGGGAAUGUUCCACUACAUGGUCGAGAGUGCCAAGGACCGCUACCGGCAAUUUGCUGAUGCGGCUAUCAAGGGCUCCGUGGCUGUUCAGAACGGCAGCUCGCUGGCACCCAUGUUCCAGUAUGGUGACUGGUUUGACAAGUAUCCUCAUGGCGUGUCAAGGGUGCAUUGGGAGGAUCCCGACACCCGACACAAGGAGACAGGCGAUGAUGCAGUCAUGGGACAGAAGCCCGAUCUUCAAAGCGUUGAGGAUUUCUUUGCAAGCCUUUCUCCCACACCCCAGCCAAGCUUGCCGCGUCACUCGCGACCUCGCAAAAACAGCAAACUAUCAGACGGCGUCCCAGGCAUGGAACAAACAUCUCCUCAAUCAGUAAUGGACGUUACAAUGGGGAACACGCCAGGUAUUCCAGGCAGUGCAUUCCCUCAGGCUUCCACGUUCCACCAGAAUCGACAAAUGUCGUUUGGUCAGCCACCCUUCGAUUUCACCAUCCCGACCGAUCAACUACCCCAGCUCGACCGACAAUUCGUCUAUGGCUCAUUCUCCGAGUUCGACCCUUCCUCAUUUGUCCCAAAUAACCCUCCUAUUCCACAAGUCAAUAGUGCCGAAGUACCAAACCCCGGGCAGAACCCCGACCAGACUCUUUUCACUGGCCAAAUGGACCCAAGCGCCCCCGCCGGGAUGGGUGAGUUCUACCAACCCAGCGCAUGGUUCCUCCCCUUCAACCUCGAUCCCGUUGGUACAAAUCCACCGCCACAGGCCCCACCACCUGGGCCCGGGCCUAGCAACAGCAAUCCCCCUCCGCCUGACAUGCCUCCUGUUCCAGAGUUUGGCGCUGGAGGUAUGCCACUGAGUGCAUACGAUCUUGGGCUUGGGCCCAAUCCACGGCAAUGA